AUGAGUUGCUUAGUUCCAGAUCUUUUUAUACUAAACAAUAUAAUUGAAGAAAAUAUUAUCUUUAUUAUAUUUCAAAUCUUUCAAAUGUGGUUAUGUUUUAAUGCGAUCUAUACUCAAAAUACAGUUCAGAUUGUUACCACUGCUGCAGUUACUUUCUUUUGUGCUCUUUUUGCCAUUGUUCAGAUACUCGAAGUCCGAAAAUGGUACGGAAAUAUCGGCAAGUUAUGUCAAGCUCCAUUGAAAUUUGAAUCUUACCCAAAAUUUUUAUCGUAUGACAUACCAUUAAUGAUAGCAUUAAUAAUAUUUGGCUUUAUUAUGGCUUUCCUGGGUUGGAAAUUAUAUCGGCAACUUGCAGUGACAGGCUUAACUUUUCUAAUUCAAAUAAUCGGAUAUCGUUCGGGGAUAGAGGCCCAAUUGGGCGCCUUGGUCGUAUACAAGGUUUUAGUUCUCACAUACAAUACUCAAGAUAUGAAAGGCUUUCCGCGAGCAGACGCCGCGGACUUUAGAGAUAUUUGCCCCGUUUAUGAGAAUAAGAAUGACUUCUCUAACCUCUCUCUCAUUACUCCAAUACCUUCACGAGCUCCUGUUACACCUCCUGAACCCUUAAAGGAUACGAUAUCUUCUCUUCCGGUGAUACUACCUAUUGAAAAGAAAAAAAGGACUAAACGCCCACGUUUAUUAAGGCCUUCUCGUACUAUAGAAAAAUCUUCUUCGCCUGGGAAAAAUAAUCCUUUGAAGAUCUCUUUUUCCAAAUUUCACGUGACUUCUCCACGACGAUCUGGAUAUAACAGGAUUUAUGAAAUCCGACGUUCAAGAAGUUUCUUUUUUGAGUUAGAUGAUCAUCCUCAGAACACCAAUGAUAUUCAUCUCAAGAUACACACAAAUGAUUACCACAUGAACACUAAACUGAUUAGUUAUAAUAACACAAGUACAAUUCCGAACGCUAAAUACCAAAUGAGUUGUAUGCUCACACACUUUUUUUCCUCACAAAGAGUGUUACCACGCGCUAUUCAACAAAAAUAUUUUAACUAUAUACGAGAUAAAUUAUUGGCUCGACACUUGAUGGUCUAUUCACGUGAUCAUAGUACUAUCGAAAGAAAUCGCAUUACGAAGACCUUUUUCUAUUUUACUUAUAAACGAUAUCGUUUUCAUUUUGGGAUCUACACCCCUUGUCAACAUUGCUCUACUCCCUCAUUUUCUUCAACCCCGUAUAUAUGUAAUGUACCUGUUCCUUUUGUUAUGUCAAAACAUAGACGAGCGUGUGUUACGCAUCAACGACAAUUCUUCAGUGAAAAAUUAUUUCACAAACCGAAAGAUUCUGUAUCUAAUUCGGAUGGCAUAGUUAAUAGUAAAGCUCUUCAUGCUAAUUUGAUUUACGACCGAUGGAAAAAUCGCUCCAAAAAAUCAGUAUUUUCAAACAGACUAGGUAUAUCAUAUCAAGAAGCGAUACACGCUAGAGAUGUUCAAUCUGUCUUAGAAUAUGGUAAUAAACAUAUGUAUAGAAAACGUCUUACUGACUUUCAGCUCAAGCAAUCAAACUGUCUCAAAGUUAAGAAAAAGCAAGAAACCCGAUUUCUCCGAGCAUGUAGAUGGGUUUUUAAAACAAAAGAGCAAAACAUUCCCGACCCUAAUAGGCAUAGGUUACGUACGGCGCAACGAUAUCAUUUUUUGUUUCUAAAAUCUCAAUAUAUCAACAAACCGGUGAAACAUUUGAUAUAUGAUCACGGUUUAGUUUCAGAGGACUAUGGUUUUUCUACGCCUCAUUACUACAAGACAACAAAUCACGCUGAUUCACGCACUGGCCGACCCAUUAUUAGAGGAUAUAACCAUUUAAUUCCAGAGAUAUCUCCUUUUAAUGCCCAACCUUGGGUUCGAGAAUAUGAUCCCUACCCAGAUAUGUUUAUACCCUAUAAAUACAGGGACAUCAUCCCUAAAGAUCCUCUUUAUACAGAUACAGGUGAUUACAUAAGGCCUGGUUCUCAUUUAUGGUUCACAUAUAUGUGUAACCUUCAUCGCAGGAUCUCUUCAGCUACAACUAGCCAAGAACGUAAAUAUUUGCUUCAAUCGGAACAAGAACGUGAGAGAGAAACGAGAGAAUUACUCGAAAAAGAACAAGCGAUUAAAGCUGAAGCCCGAUAUUAUGGCACCAGUGUCCACACAUUAUCACGUAGAAGACAUGCUAGUAAAAUGCUGACAGGCAAAACCAGACACUUUCAUGAGCGAAUGAAUCAUCUCACUACCACACCUCUGAAAGGUAAUGACGUCAUCAGAUAUGCCGAACUCAAUGCGGAAAUGGAAUCUUUCGAACUAUAUUAUAAUAGUGGGGUUAAUUUUAAUGAAAGAUCAAAGAAAGCUAAUGGCAAGAUUCGCAAAGAAAAAGAAAAGAAGAAAGAAAUAACGUCAGAUGACACCAAAGAGUUGGAACAUCGUCCUAAAAAACGCAAUACAGCGUUAGUUGCUAAUAAUUUUUUUCAUAUAGAUGAAGAUCGUUACAAACGGAAUCGUCCGUCCAAAGUACCAGUCGAUACUACUGCCGUUGCAGGUCCUUCACGGAUUAAGUUUUAG
Molecule: messenger RNA, 2565 nt
Organism: Rhizophagus irregularis DAOM 181602=DAOM 197198
Lineage: Eukaryota; Fungi; Glomeromycota; Glomeromycetes; Glomerales; Glomeraceae
Source: RefSeq, a predicted model, not a curated record